AUGAGAAGAAGUCAGACACAAGCACCGUUAGAUUCUAAUACUUCUAGUACUUCAACUGGAAGCAGGAGAAGAUCGUAUACAUCAUUCAUAGAUUUACCAAAACCAGUAAGUUGUUUAGAUUGGAUAACAGAAGAAGAAGAAGAAGAAAAACUAAAACGGCAACAACAUGAGAAAGAACCAAGUGUGGAUUUAGACCUUACAUUACUAGACCCAACAUCCAAACUCGAGGAUAUUGAAAGCCGGGAACACCUUCCAAAUCCAGAUAGUAUUGGAAUCUCAUCCAUUUUGGAGGGAGCAAACAGCUAUAAUGAUACUUUCAUUUCGAACGAGUUGACAACAAAUUCCAAUUAUACAUCCCCCGAUUCUACUUCUUCCAUUGGUGGCUUUCAAAACAUGCCGAAUAGUCAGUCCUCGGAAAAGGCUCCAAAGAAAGAUGAGGAGGAGGAUGGAAUUACUAAUUUUAUUGAUAAAGAAAACCUCCCAAUUCCGUCUCUUCCAACUAGUAAUAGAAAUAAUAAAACAUAUCCGGUUCAUAAACCGCUGAAGGACUUGAUUCUACAAACGAAUAAACUUAUAUACGACGUUGAUUCAACAAAGAUCACCUUCAAGGUGGGCCUUUCAAAGAAACAAGGUAGAAAUUUACCGAGUUUACAUAAACGCUAA
Naumovozyma dairenensis CBS 421 is the source of this 663-nucleotide messenger RNA. RefSeq names its product Hed1p (gene HED1). The coding region runs from base 1 to 663 and encodes 220 amino acids. The transcript has a single exon. The record is from RefSeq and is a predicted model, not a curated record. NCBI's taxonomy places the organism in Eukaryota, Fungi, Ascomycota, Saccharomycetes, Saccharomycetales, Saccharomycetaceae.